This is a messenger RNA of Sungouiella intermedia, 1956 nucleotides long. The record is from the annotation of a GenBank genome assembly. NCBI's taxonomy places the organism in Eukaryota, Fungi, Ascomycota, Pichiomycetes, Serinales, Metschnikowiaceae.
AUGGGCAACUGGCAAGAGGUUCAAGACGACCAGGGAAGAGUAUACUACUACAAUUCGGUAACACAGGAAACCAGCUGGGAAAAUCCCGAGGCUCUGCUGUCGCUGACGUGGAAAGAAUACAAAACUGAUGAUGGAAAAGAGUACUACUAUAAUGAAACCACUGGAGAAACCACCUGGGAGCGACCCGUGGACUUUGAGGAGCAGGAGGAGGUCAAUGAUGUUGUUGAGGCUGCUGCUUCUGAAGAAAUAACGGAGGAAAAGCAAAAAACAGCAGAGGUUAUAGUUUCCGAACUAGAUCAGAAGCUUUCAAAAGAGAAUGUGAAAAAGAGCCUCCUAGCGACUCCUCCAACUUAUGAAAGCAAAGAGGAAGCUACAGCAGCGUUUUUUGAGAUGCUUCAAAGCCAAAAUGUUGACUCUACUUGGUCAUUUGAUCGUGUGAUCGAGACCUUUAUCCAGAACCCAGUUUACUGGCUGAUUGACGAUUCGUUACAGCGCAAAACGCUUUAUGAUGAAUACCUUGUUAAAAAGUUGCAGGAGCAGUCACAGAACAAGACUCUGCUAAUUGAAAGCUUUCGUAAGAAUUUCUUGGACGUAUUGGUCACAUAUAAAAAGGAUGGAAAGAUUAAGACUACAACGAGAUGGUCCACGAUAAAGCAACUACUUAUCCAGGAGGAUAAUCCCAUUUUUAAGCAUGCUAUACUUCCUGAUUCGGACAUUGAGGAGAUUUAUCACGACUACGUGCGUCUGUUUUCAGAAGAAGAAAAACAGGCCAGAUUGGAGACCAAAAAACAAGCAUUGGGCGAGCUUGAAGCAUACCUAAUACAAAUAACUCUGAGCGAUGACUCGCAAAGUAUCACCUGGAAAGAGCUCUAUCUGCGUCUACAAAAGGACGAAAGGUUCAAGGCAAAUAAGCACUUUCAAAUUCUCACCAAGCUAGAUAUCUUGGAAACAUACAAGGACAAGAUCUACCCAAGUCUCAUUGAAGGAAUCAAGAGGAAGAUUGAAAAGGCAGAAAAGAGCAACUACACAGCUGACAGACGAGCCAGAGAGGCGUUCAGGGCGUUCUUGACUACCAAGGUGACCAUUACAGGUACCACAUCAUUUAAAGACGUUCUUCCACAAGUUGAAGAUGAAGAUGCAUUCAUAGAUCUUUGUGGCCGAAAUGGAUCCACGCCGUUGGAGCUUUUCUGGGAUAUUGUGGAUGAAAAGAAGCAAGCCUUAAAGGUCAAAAAGGAUAUAGUGGAACACAGUCUCAGAAAACAGGAGGAGACGAACAGUGAGAUAUUCAGUACCUUUGAUAAAUUCUUGAGCAUCUUGAAGGAAACCAAAGAUGAGCGGUUAGCGGUUUUCGACUUCGAAUCUGAUUCUGAAGAGUUGCAAGAGAUAUUUGACAUCUUGGUUACCGAGCGUCAAUUGCAAAAGCAAAAACAGCAAGAGUUAUUUGAAAACGACUUGAAGAGCAGAUGCAAGAGCUUGGCAGUUUGGCUCUCCAAAAAUCAUUCUCUUGUGGAGGAUGAGAUCUUGGAGGUGAGAGUUGUGAACAACGAAGAUAAGAAGGAAAACAUAAACGUGCCAUCGACUGAUGAGGUCAAAGCAAGCAAAAAUUCAGACUUUACUGACCCUAAGGAGAAUCAAGGCACAUUGAUCGAACUUACAACUCUGGGUCCCAUAUUGGCAUACCACAGGCCACAGGUGGAAGCGUGGGAAAAUGUAAAGAGUGAGAACGUAAAAUCUUUGAAGGAAGCUAUAGAUAAGCACUACAUAAAAGAGGUGGGGACCGAGAAGGCGUCAGACGCGGCCACAAAAGCUUUCUUACAAGCACUUGAGUCCAGCAUUAUGCAACUUGUUCCGUUAUUAGCGGAAACAAGCAGAAAACGUGGUGCCAGUGAGGAGGUGGUUCUGGAGUCCAAGAAAGUUCGCACUGUUAAAAAGAAGCCAAUUCUCAUGAACUACUAG